AUGAGUUCUGGCACUGAGCUUCGACAAAGAACAGUUGAUAAUUUAGCAAUAAAUGCAAAAGAUAAUCGACACGUUUUAAAAAAUGACGAUAUAAAAAAAACAAAUAAUGUUGUCAUUGGAAAGACGCCAAGUGGAGAAGUUUUCAAAGUUCCACAAACUGCCGACAUGCUAACCUCUGUUUUCGAUCCUAAUUCUAAAAAAUCCGCGUUCGAUGUAAUGAUCUUGGCAAUCAUGGGUUUUCAGAUCGUGUUAUUUUUUGUUCUUCCAUCACAUAUCAAACAAGGGUUUUUCUUAUUCCUUUUCAUUUGUUGGAGAAUUGCAUACAACGUUGGACUGGGCACGUUAUUGAAAUACCAAAGUGAUAAACAUGGAUUAGUAUCGUGGAUCAAACGCCUAAAGAUUUUUGAUAAAAAAGAAGGUGGCAAGUGGUAUAGUUUCUUUAAAGAGGAAUUGAGUGUUAAAAUGGGUGAUGAUUAUAAAUUCGAUGAUGUUCCUUUAGAGUUUAACACGUGGCUACUCUUCCGUCAAUUAGUUGAUCUUAUUCUUUUGAAUGAUUUCACCACGUACAUCUGCUUUGCGCUUGCUAAUUUUAAUAUUCCUGAAAAUUCUGGCAUAAUUAUUAAUAUCCUGCGUUGGGUUGGUGGUUUAUCCUUGUUAUGGUUCAACAUUUGGGUAAAAAGAGAUGCUCAUCGCAUCGUCAAAGAUUACGCUUGGUAUUGGGGUGACUUCUUUUUCCUUGUUGACCAAUCAUUAACAUUUGAGGGUGUAUUUGAAUUGGCACCACAUCCAAUGUAUUCGGUCGGAUAUAUAGGUUAUUAUGGCAUAUCUUUGAUGAUGGCUAGCUACACUGUAUUGUUUGUAAGCUUGGCAGCUCAUGCUUUACAAUUUGCCUUUUUAUCGUUUGUCGAAAAUCCUCAUAUUGACAAAACAUAUAAUCCACCAACGCCUCUCAAUGCUAAACUAACAAAAUUGACCGUACCAAAUACUCAUGCAUCAAAUGAAUCCAUCCAGUCUUCUAUCCCUGAUUUGUCUCUUACAUUAAGCCAUCGCUUUCGACGUGAUCUUAUAGUUUUUAAGAAUUUUGAUCCUUUACGUUCGAGUGACCUUUUCGUCGUCAUCAUUAUAUUUUAUGCCAUUAUCAUCCCGUUAUUAAUUGCCGGAGCUGUUUUAUAUUAUCAAAGCAAGGAAAAGUUUUUAACAAAACAUUAUAUUAAAUUUGGUGGUACUGUUGGUGAUGCAUACUCUAACUGGAAGAGCAUAUAUAAUCUCUCUUUAUGCAUGACAUAUGCAACGUUUAUCUCUGCUGCUUGGAAGAUGUACUAUUUCCCUGAAGAUUGGACUUAUGGUAUGGUAUUGUUACGCCAUACUUUUGGUGCUUUGUUAAUAGCUUUACAUAUAUGGGCAUCGGUAUCCGAGUUUGAAGUUCUUGGUGAUUUUGGCUGGUUCUAUGGAGAUUUUUUCUUCGAUCAUCCCACAACAUUAUAUUAUAAUGGUAUUUAUCGAUUCUUUAACAACCCUGAGAAACUAAUGGGUCAAGCUGCAUUUUGGGGUAUCACCCUUAUGGCGAAUAGUUGGCUUAUUUUUGGCCUGGCAUUAUUUGCUCAAAUCUCAAAACUUUUGUUCUUGCGAUAUGUUGAGAGUCCUCAUAUGAAAAAAUUAUAUGGCAACAAAAUCCGGAAAGAAGCUGGUGUCAUUAAGACGAUAAAGCGUGCCAAAUUCCUUCGAGGAAAAUUUAGCGAGGAAAUUGUUCAUGAGAUUCAAGCAGUUGAACGAAUCGUUAAAGAAGUGGCUGAAAAAAUUAUGGAAGAAACAGCUGAAGUUGUUGGCGUAUUUGUUGAAGCUGCUAAACCGAAAUUAAAUGAAGUUGUAUCUGAAACUCAAUCUUUGCUUAAAAUAUUUAGGCUUUCAGGGAAUAGAUAUAUGAUUCGGUAA
This is a messenger RNA of Racocetra persica, 1932 nucleotides long. The record is from the annotation of a GenBank genome assembly. NCBI's taxonomy places the organism in Eukaryota, Fungi, Glomeromycota, Glomeromycetes, Diversisporales, Gigasporaceae.